Molecule: messenger RNA, 2278 nt
Organism: Centropristis striata (black sea bass)
Lineage: Eukaryota; Metazoa; Chordata; Actinopteri; Perciformes; Serranidae
Product: excitatory amino acid transporter 1-like
Exons: 10
Coding region: 139-1719 (526 amino acids)
Biological process (GO): D-aspartate import across plasma membrane; L-aspartate import across plasma membrane; L-glutamate import across plasma membrane
Cellular component (GO): plasma membrane
Molecular function (GO): glutamate:sodium symporter activity; L-glutamate transmembrane transporter activity; neutral L-amino acid transmembrane transporter activity
Source: RefSeq, a predicted model, not a curated record
GCUCCAGUGCCCUGCUCCUCCUCUGCUGCUGCUUCACAGGCUAGCCAGAUCCAGCUCCAGGUCCAGGUCCAGGUCCAGGUCCAGCACUGACGUGCCGCGCACUGCAUCUGAACAACAAACACCAAUCCAAAGAGCAGGAUGCAGCGAAUCAGGGAAAGCAUUCACAUACGAACAAUGAAGGCCAAGAGGAAAGUGGAGGAGAUCUCCAAAGAGGACGUGCAGGCUUUCCUCAAGAAGAACGCCUUCGUGCUCUUUACAGUUGGGUCAGUGAUUGUAGGUAUUGUUCUGGGAUUCGCGCUCCGUCCGUAUAAGAUGACCUAUCGGGAAGUGAAGUACUUCUCUUUCCCCGGAGAGCUGCUGAUGAGGAUGCUUCAGAUGCUCGUCCUGCCCUUACUGGUCUCCAGUCUAAUAACAGGAAUGGCAGCUCUGGACAGCAAAGCCUCAGGAAAGAUGGGCAUGAGAGCUGUGAUUUACUACAUGACCACAACCUUCAUCGCCGUCUUCAUCGGCAUCAUAAUCGUCCUCAUCAUCCACCCGGGAAAAGGAUCAAAGGAAGAGUUUGGAAAGCAGCAGAAGAUAGCAGAAGUCAGUCCUGCUGAUGCCUUCUUGGAUCUGAUCAGAAAUAUGUUCCCACCAAACUUGGUCCAGGCCUGCACACAACAGUUCAAAACCAAAUAUGGAAAGCGAACAGUCCACGUGACUGUCACAGUGAACGACACCCUCUUCAACUCCACCAACGGCACCCAGGAGGUGAUGGAGAUCACCCGGGAGGAGGUGAUCCCAGUGCCGGGUCAGGUGAACGGGGUUAAUGCCCUUGGGCUGGUGGUCUUCUCUAUGUGCUUCGGUCUAAUUAUUGGCAGCAUGAAGGAGCAGGGCCAGCUCCUGAGGGACUUCUUUGACAGCCUCAAUGAAGCCAUCAUGCGCUUGGUUGCCAUCAUCAUGUGGUACGCUCCUAUCGGUAUCCUGUUCCUCAUUGCAGGAAAGAUCGUGGAGAUGGAUGAUCUGACCCAGAUGGGCGGCCAGCUGGGCAUGUAUACCAUCACAGUCAUCAUCGGCUUAAUGAUCCACGGAGUUCUCAUUCUUCCAACUCUUUACUUUGUUAUCACACGGCAAAACCCUUUCAUAUUCAUCGCUGGGCUCCUGCAGGCUCUGGUUACGGCCCUGGGGACCUCCUCCAGCUCAGCCACCCUGCCUGUCACCUUUAAAUGUCUGGAGGAGAACAACAAAAUUGACAAGCGGAUCACACGCUUCGUGCUGCCGGUGGGUGCCACCAUCAACAUGGAUGGAACGGCUCUGUACGAGGCUCUGGCUGCCAUCUUCAUCGCCCAGGUCAACAACAUGGAGAUGAACUUUGGUCAGAUCAUCACCAUCAGUAUUACAGCAACUGCAGCGAGCAUCGGAGCGGCGGGCAUCCCCCAGGCCGGCCUGGUCACCAUGGUGAUUGUACUGACCUCUGUCGGACUCCCUACUGAUGACAUCACUCUCAUCAUUGCGGUUGAUUGGUUCCUAGACCGUCUGCGGACCACCACCAACGUUUUGGGGGACUCGAUCGGAGCCGGCAUCGUGGAGUUCCUGUCUCGACACGAGCUCCGCAGCAAAGACGUAGAGAUGGGAAACUCUGUGCUGGAGGAGAGGGAGAGGAAGAAACCCUACAAGCUCAUCUCCCAGGAUAGUGAUUUUGAAAAUGACAAACGUGCUCACAGUGAAUCAAACAUGUAGUUCAACCCUCAUGUAGAAGCACUUACAACUAGUUCUGUUUGGGGAAAAUGGACCUUAUUGUGUGUUGUUGUCAUUAUUUCACAUCUUUUGAUUUGUUGACAUUCCUUUAUUAUCAUGUCCUUAUAACAGUGAAUUUCUUACAUUCCUCUUUCAUCCCAAAUCACAAUGACGACAUUGUUUAGUAUAUUUAUUUGUCAGCUUGUUUCAAAUAAGACCAAGUGUUUUGUAUGUUUACUACUUUAAUAAAUAUUUUAACUUCUCACCUCGUGUAGACAUGGAGGUGAAAGUAGGGUUAGAUAUGUGCUGGAUGGAGGAUUUAAAAACUGCUGUUUUAAUAUUAACCACGGAGCUUUUGAAGAUUAUAAUGUGAAGAAAAAUACUAUAUUUUGAUUUUAACCAUCACAACAUUAGCAGGUUAAUAUUGUGGUUGUUACAAGUUAUUACAUGCAUUUGUGGUUUUUAUGUUUCAGUGGUACAGGCUCACAGAUUGACAGUUUGGUGUGUCUAUUAAAGCAUGAUUUAUCUUCUUAUUAAAAGCACAUCACUGAGCCAGACUGUU